AUGGCAGCUGAACGUGCCCUAGAAGGCCUUCAGACCGCCCGCUCAGCUGACCCUGAAGCUUACUCACAGCCCAAGGCCUUCAACGAGAAGACCGUUAAUCUAGACACUUCCGACGGAAGUGAUCGCGGCAGCAGCGAAGAAGAGCUUGAGAAGGAUGCUCAGGCUGGUGUCCGUGCCGUUGAGGCAGCCACGAGUGUUUGGACAAAGACUCACCUUUGGACUGCCUACGCGAACAUCUGGCUUAUCUACUGCGUUAUUUCGAUCCAGGAGCCCGUUGUACGCGCGAUGAAUCCCUAUGUCACCAGUGCUUUCAGUCUGCACUCCCUCACCGCUGCGACCGGAAUUGUGUCUAGUAUUGUCAGCGGCUUGUCCCAGAUACCUCUUGCAAAGAUCUUAGAUACUUGGGGCCGCCCUCAGGGCAUUGCGCUUUCUAUGCUCAUCUGGGACAUUGGAUACAUCAUGAUGGCUGCAACGGACAGUGUCGAGAUGUAUGCUGCAGCUCAAGUCUUUGCUUCUGUUGGACAGACCGGAGUCUCAUACUCCAUGACGGUCUUCAUAUCGGAUACAUCGCACCUCAAAAACCGAGCUCUAAUGCUUGCUUUCGCAACCACACCCUACAUUUUCACCACCUGGGCCGGUGGUCCCUUGGCUCAAUCGACUCUGAACACGAUAGGAUGGAGAUGGGCUUUUGGUAUCUUCACAAUAGUCCUCCCCAUCGUUGUUCUCCCGCUCGCUGGUCUCCUCUACUGGAAUCAACGCAAGGCCCAACGUGCUGGCCUUAUCGAAGCUCAGUACAUCCGCGUUAACGCCACCAGCAUCAAGAACUAUGCUAUCGAGGUCGACUUGCUGGGUGUACUCAUUCUUGCGGCAGGCCUUGCACUUUUCCUACUCCCUUUCAGCUUGUGGUCGUACCAGGCAGACGAAUGGAAGUCGCCUAUGAUUAUUUGCAUGAUCAUCUUCGGAGGUCUUCUCAUCAUCGGCUUCGUCCUUUAUGAACGUUACUUCGCUAUCAAGACCUUCAUCCCCUUCAAUCUGCUCCUCGAUCGCACCGUCAUUGCAGGAGGAAUCAUGUUCGUGUUUGUGUUCUUCAAUCACUCCAUCUGGGGCAGCUACUUCGGCUCUAUGCUGCAAGUGGUUUGGGGACUUAGCGUCACCGAAGCCAGCUACCUCACAUCCAUCCGCCGCGUGGGCCAGUGCUUCUUCGGUGUUGCCGUGGGCGCCAUGAUCAAGUUCUCUGGACGGUUCAAAUGGAUUGCCCUCAGCUUUGGCAUACCAUUGAUGAUGCUUGGAACCGGCUUGCUGAUUCCAUUCCGGACGCCAGGCACCAACAUCGGGCUUAUCGCCAUGACGCAGAUCUUCCUAUCCUUCUCCUCCGGCGCCGUUGUCCUCACUGGCGAGAUCGCCAUGAUGGCACCGGGUGGUCAUCAACAUGUCGCUGUCACUCUAGCCUGCCUCAAUCUCUUCUGCAGCAUCGGUAGCGCAAUUGGACAGACUGUCUCAUCCGCUAUCUGGACAGGUAGUUUCCCGCAAGCUCUCGCAAGGGAGCUCCCGGAGGGAUCUGAUGUCAUCACAAUCUAUGGGAAGCUGACGGAACAAUUAGCUUAUCCAUUAGGAAGCCCGGAAAGAGAUGGUAUCAUUCGAGCAUAUGGACAUUCGCAGCGGUUGAUGCUUAUCACUAGUCUAGGUGGUCUGGCUGGAGCUUGCAUUGCUGUAUGUUGUUGGCGCAACAUCAAGGUCAAAGAUCACAAGCAGGUGAAGGGUCUAGUGGCCUAA
Messenger RNA from Cyphellophora europaea CBS 101466, 1773 nucleotides. RefSeq lists its product as uncharacterized. The transcript has 2 exons. The coding region runs from base 1 to 1773 and encodes 590 amino acids. Gene Ontology annotation, molecular function: transmembrane transporter activity. Gene Ontology annotation, biological process: transmembrane transport. Lineage: Eukaryota; Fungi; Ascomycota; Eurotiomycetes; Chaetothyriales; Cyphellophoraceae. The record is from RefSeq and is a predicted model, not a curated record.